Messenger RNA from Pochonia chlamydosporia 170, 981 nucleotides. RefSeq lists its product as hypothetical. Bases 1 to 981 code for a protein of 326 amino acids. The record is from RefSeq and is a predicted model, not a curated record. NCBI's taxonomy places the organism in Eukaryota, Fungi, Ascomycota, Sordariomycetes, Hypocreales, Clavicipitaceae. The transcript has 2 exons.
AUGCCCACCACGCGAUCCGGAAAAUCCAGCACAGCAGCACAACCCGCACCCACCAAGAAACGAAAACCAACAACCACAGCAUCACCCCCCCAAAAGAAGACCAAACCAGACAAAAAGCCCAAAAACACAGCCAACACCACCAAGAAACGUGCCCCAAAAGAAACCUCAAAACCGGCCGAGACUCAAUCCCGCGUCCUAGAGAAAGGACUGCUGUACUACUUCAUCCGCGGCAAAGUAGGCAUAGACACCCCCAAAUCAAUCGACGACAUCGCAAGGGGAUACCUCAUCCUGCGCCCCUUACCAACGGACGCAAAACUCCACGGCACACGUCCACCGUCAGCUACAUCCCGACUCGUAGCGCUGCCGAAGAAGACGCUCCCCGCUGGACCCAAGGACCGAUUCAUGGCGUUUGUCGAGAAAUCAGACACAUCCUACGACAAGCUGAGGGAAGAGUUCCUCAAGGGCGAGGACUACGAGACGAAAACGGCGGGUCAUCACCACUCUCCUGAUGCGACGCCCGUAGGCGAGGGCGUGUACGUGAUUACCACGACAGGCAGGGAGAGCCACCUCUCGUACAUGGCUACUCUGCCGAGUAAGUUGGGCGAAUUACAGGAUGCGUUGAGGUUUCACGACAAGGGGAGCUUUAUUUUGAGUAGCAAGAAUCCGAGCUACAAGGGCCCGGCGUUUGCGCGGUUGCCCAAGGGACCGGACUACCCGCGAAAGGUUCUUGAAAAGUUUAGGGAUUUGCGGUGGGUAGGGACGCAGCCUGAGUUCUUGGACUAUCCUCGCGCGCAGAUUUUGCUGAUUGGGCAUAAGGAUGGGCUGGGGGAGCGGGGCGAUAUGGUUGAUGAGUUGAGUAAGCUGGAGGAGGAGGAUCUUGAGAGGAUGAAGGGAUUGUCGGGGGAUGAGGCGGAUGCUAUUUAUGCGGAUUUGCAUAGUAGGAAGAUGGAGCAUCCGGGGAUUCAAAAGGAUUUGGGGUAG